Molecule: messenger RNA, 3691 nt
Organism: Bombyx mandarina (wild silkworm)
Lineage: Eukaryota; Metazoa; Arthropoda; Insecta; Lepidoptera; Bombycidae
Gene: Sulf1
Product: Extracellular sulfatase Sulf1
Molecular function (GO): N-acetylglucosamine-6-sulfatase activity; glycosaminoglycan binding
Source: RefSeq, a predicted model, not a curated record
AACGUACGAUAUGGCUCCGAACCCUGAUAAGCAAUGGAUUCUUCGCGUCACCGACAAGAUGAAGCCCAUACAUCGUCAAUUUACCGACUUGCUCAUGACCAAGAGGUUGCAGACAUUGCAAAGUGUUGACAUGGCAGUAGAACGAGUGUACCAAGAAUUGAAAUCACUAGGCGAACUGGAUAACACUUAUUUGGUGUACACUUCGGACCACGGAUACCAUUUGGGCCAGUUCGGGCUGGUAAAAGGCAAGAGUUUCCCGUUUGAGUUCGACAUCAGAGUUCCCUUCCUAGUUCGAGGACCAGGAGUCGAGCCUGGCACGGUGGUCGACGAUAUAGUAUUGAACAUAGAUCUGGCACCAACUUUCCUUGAUAUGGGUGGAGUAGAAGCACCCGCUCACAUGGAUGGAAGGUCCUUACUGCCGUUACUGCAGCCGAGGAGACGUCGUCAACAGAUGUCUUAUUGGCCUGAUACUUUCCUUGUAGAAAGCUCCGGACGCCGUGACAUCCUGGGAAUGGGCCAUCGCUCUCGAGAGAACAAAUACAGCUUUGAAAUGAAUAGGUAUCCUGGGACUACAUUGCAGCCUCAAGCAUCUUCUGAAAGCGCAGACUUCGAGGAAGAGACUGACGAUGACGACUUCUUGACCCUCGAUGACGAUGAUGAUGCGGAGAGCGCUGAAUUUGAUACUUUAGAAAAGCAGAAGUCUUCGGAGCCACUUAUCACAAACGAAAGUCACAAUCCAAUUUUAGAGGCCACUCUGGAAAAAGCUCUCGACGCUGGAGAUAUCCUAAAUACUCAGCCAUACAUGAUGAUGUCGUCCAAAGAUUUUUUGCAAUCCAGCAAUGCAACUAUAUUUGACGCUAAAACAACACGGUUAGCAGUUGAUUGCUCGAAAGCUGAACUCCGUGCCCCUUGCGCCGCCGGCAGAAAAUGGAAAUGCGUUCUAGUCAAUGGCAGAUGGCGUAAACACAAAUGCAGAUAUGACAAUGAAUACACUAUUCCGCAGCCGAAGAUGAGUACAAAGAAAUGUGCUUGUUUCACGCCUAGUGGGCUCGUUUAUACCAGACUAGAAACUGAUGGCAAUAUUGCAAGACGACCUAGUGAUGUAACCAAGGAGAGUAAUAUAACAAGAUCACGCAGAUCCAUCAGUAACGAUGUUUUCGAACCGAAUACUGUUGAAACUAUUCUCAAAGAGAAUCCAAGCAUUGGACAUUUAAGUUUCAAAACUGAACCAAUCAAUGAAUUAGAAAACAAAAAUAUGCAAGAUAAAAUUGAUAAAUUAAUUAAAGAAACGCAAGCUUUUAUAGAAGCUUACGAAAAAACCAAAGACAAUUUAGAUCAUAAAAGGGUCAAACGACGAGCACGACAAUGGAACCAACAUAACGGAAAAAAGCAUAAGAACGAUGCACUGCUUAACACAAAUGAAUCGUCACUUGAAUGUAAAAUAGAAAAAGACGGAAGGGUUAACUGUUCGCAAAUUAUCUAUAAUGAUUUGAAAGCUUGGCAAACGAAUAGAUUAAGUUUAGAAGACCAAAUAAGGCAGUUGCGUACCAAGCUUGAGGAUUUAAAAGAGAUCAAACGACACUUAAAAAUUACUAAGCCAAUAACUGAAAUACACACUUUGAAUACGCCUGAAGUAAGUAGUCAUAUACACAAUAAGACAGCUAUCUAUGAACACACUUCUAAGGAACACCUGAAAAAAACCAGAAUGCACAAACUGAAAACAAAACAGAAAAACAAUACAUUAAUCGAUAAAAAAAUGAGACAGUCGAACGAAUAUGUUUUCCCUACAGUACACGCCAAAGCUAAAGACGUCUUUGAUAUUCAAUUACAAAAUGAAUCUAAACUUGACGAAUCCACUCAUACAUAUAUGAAUAUAGGUGAAGGUGUGCCUCUAAAUGAGAACUUGACAAGUAUUUAUGACACGGAGCUGCCAAAACCUCAGGUUACUACGAUAAUUAUCGACGGAAAUUACCAACAGCCUAAUAAUUUAGACAAAGUUGGUACAGUAUCACUUGGUAUUGUACCUACUACGGAAAUCGUAACUACGACUGCUUCUUCAAAAAAUUUCGAUACAACGAGCAACAAAAAGGUUUCUGAAGAAUACACAACAGAAAAGGAUACAACGUACUUUACUCAAACGGUGAAUUAUUACAGUUCAAGUAUCGAUAAAAUAUUGAGGUCUACAGAGGCUUUACACACUGUAACAACAACAACUGCCAAACCAAUGGAAAACGCGACCCACACUGCUUUAAAUUUAGGGCCAACGAGAUUCGACGUAUCAGAAUACGAACAAAGAAACAUGAAUAAAGGAACUUCUAAAAGCAUUGACAUUUUGGAAAAGCCGCCCGAUGUCUUUCAAAGAAGGUUGCAUCCACUCUUCAUUGAAAAUGAGGACAAACACGUAUGUUAUUGUGAGGAAAAUAGGAAAUUAAAAGGACCUGGUCAGAGCUAUAUGGAGGCAGCCCAGAGAGCCAGAGAAGAACAAAGAAAACGUAAAGCCCAGUUGCUUCAAAAGAAACUGCGGAAAGCCAAAAAAAGGGCAGAAUUGGAAAAACUAUGUGAAUCUGAGAGAAUGAAUUGUUACCGUCACGACAAUGACCAUUGGCGCACGGCGCCGCUCUGGACCGCGGGACCAUUUUGCUUCUGCAUGAGCACUUCUAACAACACGUACAAUUGCGUUAGGACUAUUAACGCCACACAUAAUUUGUUGUACUGCGAAUUCAUAACUGGACUCGUUACUUACUACAAUCUAAGAAUAGAUCCAUUCGAAACUCAAAACAGGGUUAAACAUUUGACGGCUUCCGAAAGGGAAUAUUUCCACAAUCAGCUGCAACAACUUCUUAGCUGUCGUGGGCCUUCAUGUCGAAGAUUUUCGCAUUCGAAUACUCACGGAAGCCACGAAGAAUCCGUAAAAGGUUUCGAAAACAACUACCUUCACAGAGGCGAGCCCAUCGGAUAUAGCGAAAGAUCAUGGCGUUGGAACAGUUACAGUCGACGGUACGCUAGAGCUCGUGAAUUGCAUCGACGAAGACACAUGAUGUCCUAUUAAGCUGUACGGAAAAUAUGAAAGGACAAUUUACAAGAGCUGCUAAUUUUCUGCAAAGAACACUUCGGUGACAUGGUCGAGUUGACGAUAUACGAAGUGCUGACUGCGUAUUACUGAUUUAAAGAAUCCGUAGAGUUGAGAAAACAUUGAGAACUAUUUAUUAGUGUUCUCAAAAUUUCAUCGUAAACAUAGAUUUUGCUAAUCGUGACUCUGAAUGUGACUAGAAUUUUAAUAGUAAUCGUGUAUUUAUAAGCAUGCAUCGAAUAUAGUAGGGCUUCCUGUAAUGGGCAUACCGAAUGUAAUGGUAGCCAAAAUGGUAUAUUUCUGUUUUUUUUGAGUUUGAAAUUAAUGUAUUAAAACUGCCUUUCAUGCCUAUUGUCAGUUUUUAGAAAUAGAGCGAUUAAUUAUCUAAGAAUAAUCAAACAGUAGUGUCACAUGAUAUUUAGCUUUAAAUCAUGUUCUGAUUAUAAUAUAAUCCUUUACAAUUUUCAAAGUUACUUGAUGUUUUUUGUAGGGUUUAUGCCGUAUUUAUUAUUAGUAUUUCCAGUAGUUUAUUAGCUAUCUUUCAGAUUUAUCGAAGUGAUAUGAAACAGUUGCUAUUGUGAUGAUUAAAUGUGUGUAUCAAUUUAUUGUAAUAUGAAAAAU